Molecule: messenger RNA, 585 nt
Organism: Wallemia ichthyophaga EXF-994
Lineage: Eukaryota; Fungi; Basidiomycota; Wallemiomycetes; Wallemiales; Wallemiaceae
Product: Cell division control protein 42-like protein
Exons: 4
Coding region: 1-585 (194 amino acids)
Biological process (GO): small GTPase-mediated signal transduction
Molecular function (GO): GTPase activity; GTP binding
Source: RefSeq, a predicted model, not a curated record
AUGCAAACAAUAAAGUGCGUCGUCGUCGGUGAUGGUGCUGUCGGAAAGACUUGUUUAUUGAUCUCGUAUACGACGAAUAAGUUCCCUUCUGAAUAUGUCCCCACUGUAUUUGACAACUACGCCGUCACUGUUAUGAUCGGCGAGGAUCCCUACACGCUUGGUCUCUUCGAUACUGCCGGCCAAGAGGAUUACGACAGGCUGCGUCCUCUCUCGUACCCCCAGACAGACGUCUUUUUGGUCUGUUUCUCUGUCACUUCCCCAGCCUCUUUCGAAAACGUUAAAGAGAAAUGGUUCCCUGAAGUACACCACCACUGCCCAGCCGUUCCUUGCAUCGUCGUUGGAACCCAGGUCGAUUUGAGAGACGACUCCUCCGUAAGAGAGAAGCUCGCCAGACAAAAGCAACAGCCUAUCUCUGUUGAUAUGGGUGAGAGGCUGUCCAGAGAACUCGGCGCCGUCAAGUAUGUCGAAUGCUCCGCCCUCACCCAAAAAGGAUUAAAGAAUGUCUUUGAUGAGGCUAUCGUUGCCGCACUUGAACCGCCCGUCGUCAAAUCGAGAUCAUCCAAACGUAAAUGCGUUAUCCUAUAA